Drosophila miranda is the source of this 9123-nucleotide messenger RNA. RefSeq lists its product as uncharacterized. Bases 2434 to 3990 code for a protein of 518 amino acids. The record is from RefSeq and is a predicted model, not a curated record. NCBI's taxonomy places the organism in Eukaryota, Metazoa, Arthropoda, Insecta, Diptera, Drosophilidae. The transcript has 6 exons.
CCGUGGCGUGUGGCAGUUGAAUCAAGUACGGCGAGGACAGUGCACGUGCUGGCGCUUGAUUUUGUAGAUCCCAAAUAUUACGUAUACGUCGUGUGAGCCAUCCAUUGAGUGGGGCAACGGUUCGUUUGUGUGCGUCUCGGUGUGCUGAAUGCUCGUUAAUUGUGCGCUUGACUCUUUGGCUUUGAAUCGAAACGACCGACACUGAAUGCGAAUUAUAAACGAUUUCCGGAUCGGCCGAAUGGUCUAAGCCGCUUACAAUACUCCCCAGUGGCUGCUGCUGUUGUUGUCGUUGCUCCCGCUCCUCUAUUGGCUGCUUUUGCCGCGUUUGCUUCUCGUUCAUCAAUAAAUUAUGAUUUCCUAAUACCAAUUGACAGCAAUGGGAGCUUUGGGGAAGCAUGAAUAAAAUAUCAAAAGCAUUUUGUGCCCCACAGUUUCCACUACAAAACAUUGCCGCCGCUCCCCGAUCUGCCCCAUUGCCCCAUUGCCCCAUCAGCUAUAAUCAGCGAAUGAGCAAAAGCAAUUCUCUGAGGCGGCCAGGCCUCUGUGUGCAGGGAAAUACCCACUCACGAGUGUGUGUGUAUCGCAUCCCUUUUUGCAUUUAUUAAGUAUUCAGCGUUUAUGCGCAUUCGUGCGCCAAACAACAAGGAUAAUAAUAAUAAGAAGAAGAAAAGAAACACACAAAGACACACAAAAUUCGUUUCGUUUGUCUUCCUUCUUUUUUGGCUGUUCCCGUCGUUUGAUGUUGCUUUUUCGGUUCUGUACAGACUCCAAAGCCAAACAAUUCCCCCCUCCAUGUACAUAUAUUGACAGUGUGGCCGUGGCCGCAGUUCUUUUACACUUACAAGCCCCACUCUCCCUCUCUCUACCUCCCUCCCUCCCUCCCUCCCUGACUCUCUAUCACUCUCUCCAUGCCCCAUCGCCAGCUUAGCGAGUCAUGUUUACUUAAUGGAUACGCAAGGCAACUAUUAAGUGCUACCCCAGCUUCCCUUUCAGCGAGGGGAACCAACGCUUCUUAUUUAUUAUCGUAGCUCUCCCAUCGCUGUUCUGGCCUUUGCCAGAGAUAUUAUACCCAAUAUUACCUAGCCUAGUGGCAUUUUACAGUUGACCAAAUUAGCUGUAUUUGUAUUUUGGCCUAGAGUGCAGCUGCCAACAGCUGGCGCAAUAUCCGUAGACAAAAAUUUAAGUUGAAAGCCACAAAAAGAAUUCAGAAGAUGGUUGGCACUUCGCUUUAAAGUAAAACUAUGAAGGAGCUAAAGUUUUGUAGUCUGAAGACUUUUAUCCCAUGGCAGAUGCAUGAUAUAGUGAUCCGAUUUUAGUGGUCCCCCACUGCCUGUGGCCGAUGCCUUUCCUUAAGUAUCCUCUGCAAGAGUAUUAGUAACGGCACUCACACUCAGCUGUCGCCUGGCCAGUCAUUAACUGUACUUAUUGUCACACCUGCACACAGACAUUAACACAGACACAACCGAGGGCAUUGAGAGCAUCUCCUGCUGUUUCGGGGCACAGGCACAUUAGCGGAGGCAGCUGCAGAGGACCCCAAAAUAACACUUAAUCUGAAUUAGCUUCAAAGAUUCGAAUUAGCCUGGAGAUUCGGCCGUCCCCAGGGGGACCGCAGGCAGAAAUGUCCCACAGAUUCGUACAGAAAUCAUUUGCAUGUAAUUGCGAGUGGGUCGCCGUAUCUUUCGACCAUUUCCGAACCCUUUUCCAGGUGCUAAACACCAAAAAGCAACAAAAAAGAAUCUGUCUCUCCCGAGCUGUCUCCUUUCUAUCUGUCUCUUUGUCCUCUCUCUUAUCUGCCCCUCUAGCCACUCUCCCUAUCUAUCAGCAAUAGCGUUUCUUUCUUUUUAAUUUGUAUGCGCACUUUUGCUGCUGCAGGACAGAGAGGAAGCAACAACAACAACAGCAGCAGCAGCAGCAGCAGCAGCGAAACCAGCGACACCAAAGGCGAGAGAAGCAAAAGCCGAAAAGAGAAUUAAGAAAGUUGAAGAGCGAGUACGAGCAAGAGACACCGCCAGCGGGCGGUCCAACGGUAACUUAACUUCAUUUACGUCUGAAAACGCAGUUGAAAUAAACGACUUCACGACGCUGGCGGAUUUUCUAAAAAAUUUCCAAUCCCUGUGGCUAACGAGCUGGCUCAGCUCCGGCAGCGGGAGGAGGCAGAAGAGCAGCAGCGGUGGCGAGGAUAAACGCUCCGUCAACGUUUACACGCUCCAGCAGCCGCAUAAAUUUCCGCUUCAAUUGGACGUGUACAGCGGUGGUAAUUGUAGCUUGGAUUGCCACCACCAGCAGCAGCGGGAGCUGGACGGGAUCCAUCAUCCUUCACAGAAAUCAACACUUUCCGCCUCUGCCCAGAAACCGCUGCCCGGACGCCAGCUGUCGCAGAGCUGUGACGGCGCAGCAGCAGCAGCAGCAGAAACCAAAUUUAUUGAAAGUUCAAUGUCCCAAACAAUGGACGACAUGGUCUAUCAGUGCAGCAAUCAGAACUCCUCCAUUUAUGUGCUUAAUGCCAGCUAUAAUGCAUAUGGGGACUUGGGCACAUAUGCGGCAACAAAGCGUGAAAUAAAUGGCAGCCAGGGCCGAGCAGCGGGUGGAGCGCCAGCGAAUCCAAUUGAGGCAACUUGCUCCACGAGUGCUGCGGGUGUGGGUGUGCAGCAUAAAUUCAAAACUUUUGGCAGUGCCACAACAGCGGCAGGGAGAACGGCCACGAGAACGGGAGCUGGUGGAGGAUGCGCUUCAAACUACGUAAAUCCUGUCGCUACAUCAAUGUCAACCACAAUGUGUUCACCGGCAGCAACGGCCCUGCAAAAACUGUUCAAUUGCAGUGUCGGCAAUGCCUGCCAAAAUGUCACCCACACUCACAACAACAUCCACAACAACAACACUAUCCACGAGAGCGGCCAUAACAAUGGCUGCCUGUCAGCAACUGGAGAAAGCCUGUGCGAAUUCGCGCUCGGUAGCACAUCGGUAGCGUUGGCGGUGGCAAGUGCAAGUGGUGUAUGCCCCCCAGCAGGUGCUCACCCCACAGCCACCCAGCCGCUGCUGGCCAAGAAGAAAUGCACCAAUGUCAAAUCAACGCUUAUUGCCAAGAAGACAAAGUUUCUCAAAUUUCUCGAAGAAGAAAAAUGGCGGAGCGCUGCGGCAGCAGCCGCCCCAGUAGCGGAGGAUGACGGAGGAGAAGACAUCGGCAAUGAGGCGGAGCCCAGCUCAGCGGCCAGCACGUCGACAGCAUCAUCAUUUGUGGGCCACUCAGGCGUGCAAGGGCGGAACAACAAUGGCAGGCACUUGAAAAAUCAGAGCAACAGUCAGGAAGCUGGACCAGCCCCAACCAGAGCUGGAGGCGGAGGUGGAACUGGGACCGGGGCUGGGGCUGGGGCCCGCCAGCAGAAUAAAUUGAACAAUUGGAGCAUGCAUAAUGAGGACAACAACAAACUGACCAACUACCCGCAGCUGGAGCAGCAGGAGCAGGGGGAGAAGCAAAAGCAGCAGCAACAUCAGAGUUCCAUGAAGGAGCAAACGCAAGCCAAAUCAAGUUACGAACUGUACCAAGAGGCAGCCGACAUUUUGGGCCUCAGUUGCAGCCUCUGUGAUAACUGCCGCUGCCUGGACUGUCAGAGCGGCUACUUUGAUUGCGAUGACGACGACGAGAGCUACUCGGAGCAGUCGCUGAUGGACGAUGAGUACGAGGACUACGACUACAGCGUGGAGGAGCUGCAGAUGCUGUUUGCCAGGGAACAUCAAUUGCGACAGGGGCCCGAGCAGACAUUGUGCUAUGCAGUGGACUGCCAGCAGAACUGCCACCUGCCCCAGAACGAAUCCCCAGGCACACCAGCAGCCCACCCAGAGCCAGAGUCCGUCGGGGUGUCCGGACACCAUCGUGUGGCCAUCGAUUUUGAUUUAAUUAACGCCACUUGCAGCCAAGUGUUGCAAAAUUGUGAAACAUUCAACGAUUUGAGUUUGCUGGAUGCCGCCGGGACCGAGCGUCCGUUUACGUAAAUUCAGGUGAGAGUGGGGCCAGCAUGCGGACGUAUUUUUGGGGGAAUUUUGUGAAUUUCGUAGAGCUAUUCCGGGUAUGAUAAGCGCAUCCUUUGACAUGUGAACACAUGAACGGGUGGGUUGUCAAAGCGUUGACAACCUUCCUUUCAUCUGGUAUUUUCAAAGAGCUUGGUCCAACUGCCACCUGCCAAACAGUAACCAGAGAUCCUUCCAAGAACCCUACCGACUCCUACUAGGGGCUUAAAUCCGUUCUUUAAUAACAAUUUCUGAUUGUUAAGAGUUGAGGGGACCCCUCGAAGCGAAAGGAGAGUGAAAUAUGGUUGGCUUUUAUGCAAAAAUGAGCAAAUUGCAUUUUAUAGUCGUAUACGAGUAUCCCCAAAAAGGAAACAACAAAUGGAAAGAACUGAAAAUUCAGCUGAGUUGGCAGAGCUCAGUGGGGCAUGGAAGCGGGCAUUUGGGGCUGUGGGAGUGGCACGUACCGGAUUUGGUUUUGCGAACUGCCACCGCAACAGUGGCAAUGGUCGGUACUUGGUCAGUUUAUUGCAUUUAGUCAAGCUUAGUUGUUGUUUUCAUGGACGAUUGUUGCCAACAAAUGAAAGCCGCCAGGGGCUGACGGCGGAGAGGACGGCAAAUUUGAUUUUCCCGCAAAAACAGGCUGCAGGAAAUUUCACAUUUUCACAUAUUUGUUGAGGGCUCAAAGCAAUAUGCAAAACAUGCACUUUCUGUUAGUCUUUCAUCACUUUUUUUCUGAGAAUGCUUGACGCCGCUCUCGCCGGCCUACAGUCCAAAGUGGAAGAGCGAGGGCAAAGGCAUAGCAAAAUAGCAAACUGGAUAAACGGCCAACGGUGAAAGCAACUUGAAUCGAAUUACAUUUAGAAAAUUAAAUUUAAAGAGCUGGCGGCAACCAAAUCCCUGGGCAAGUGAAUAAUGACUGCUACAAGCGGAGGCAAUAAAGAGGCUGCUCGUCCGCACGCUGAGCCUUCCACCGCCUAAGCCCCUCGAGGCCGACACGGCUGCUGCGUAUGAGAGGCUCCGAUAGAGCCUCUCUGUGUAUAUGUGUGGCUGUGUGUGUGAGAGUGUGCCAAGUGCAUUCGCCGUUGUUCAACCAUCCAGCAGCAGCGCGAGCUCAGCGGCUGCUCAUGUUCUUGCUCUCCUUCUCCCACUGCUGGCCAGCUGCCAGGCCCACACACACUAAAUUCCGUUCGGAGAGACAAUGCACUAAAGAAGAUUCCAAAACAGCGAAAGGGCGAAAAAUAGCUGUCCUCCCCUCUAUUCUCGCAGUCUGCUUUUGACUGUAUGCUACUUAUGCAAGCCCUGGCCGCAGGGUCGCUUUAUUGAAAAAUCAUUUUACCUUAGAUUCUCGCAUGGCCAAUUGAGCACAUUACACACACACACAGAAACACACUCGAAUGCGCAUUUGGACAGAGGCAGCAGCUCCAGCAAAUGGUAUUUUACGCAACGACUGCAGGAGCUGGGCUGGUUUGCGCCUGUGUGUGCUUUUUCGAUUUAACGGACGGGCAGUGGCCACAAAUUGAUUGCAAAAGUUAGUUUCGUAAAUCGCUCAAUGAAAGCCAGCCAAAUGCCAUCAUUGAGCAGUCGCGCGAGUGACAUGCAGCGAGACGGAAAACGAUCGAGUAAGAGGAUCCGUUACUCUCCUAUUCCGUUUGUAAUUUUAAACUGAGAGCGAACCACUCAGUGAGCGAACAGCGAGCAAAACCAUUUAUUACUUAUCCGUUACCUAUUCUGCUUGCCGUUUUCACUCAAUAAGCAAAGUUGAGCGAAAGUAAAUUUACAAAUAUGGAACAAAUUAAUGAUUGCUGCAGCAUUACAAUUUCCAUUCAAUAUCAUCAUUGAGUAUGCAAAGCUUAAGUGCUGCUGACCACUGUGCAGCUGCAAGUCCAAAUGCAAUAAUUCCCAUUAAGUUCCAAACCGCGCCACGCCCACAAGCUCCGCCUCCGCCCUCCACUGCCUAAUGAUGCUUGAUUUAAUUAAUGCCGCAUUACCUACGUGGCCAGAACGGGAGCAACCAGUCCGUAAUGUACCGCACCGCGCCGUACCCGUUUAGGCCCGAGGAUUGGGAGCACUGCCAGGGCCGGAUGGCAAUUGGAAACUGUUAACGUCUGCUGAGGGUGAGGAAAGGAGUAGCAGGGGGAGGAACCACAUUGCCAUUUGCUGAUGAUGAUAAUUUAUUGCCCCGAAGGGUUUGCAAGGCUAACCACUCUUACUCGCUCUCUCGUUCUGCCUCGUUCUGGCUCUGUGCGACUCCUUAGAGGAAACGAUUUCCGCUUUUGGGCCGCCCCGGGCGUGGGCAAAUAUUUGCAGUGGCUUUCUAUUCGUAUUUCCCCAGCCAGAGCAAACAAAUUGUUAACAAUAUUUAUUGUUUGUUCGAUGUUCGUCCGCUGGAUCGUUCUGCGGCUGUUGACAAUGAUGAAAUGGCAUCUUAUGGCCCCGUUCCGUCCCAGACUGAGCCACGCCCACUCCGUUGGCAAAAUCAGCGCAUGUUACUUGACCAAAGGAAGAGAUUCUGACCAAGACAAGAGCGGAAGACCGUCUGGGUGUGCAGCACUCUGGGUCACAGCCAUCGGACGGCGUCAAUGCUCAUUUCCGUCGACAUAUUUUCAUUUCCUUUUGGCUUUUUGAUUCGUUUUCUGUUUUCGCUGUUUGUCCCAUGGAUUACCAGCUGGCAAGUCCACACCCAAACCCGAAGCCCACGCCAACGGCAUCCGCCCACCGCCCAGCGUGAAUUGUAAUUCAUUAAACUUUUAUUGUACAACAUUUUCCGCCGGGGCUGCCCCUCUCUUCCUGCUUCGCAGACCGACCAGCACUUUGGCUUUGAGUCCUACUUCAAUUUUAAUUCGAAGCUGAGGCAGGAAGAACCCAUUUAUGGCCCAUGUACAUACGAAACUUUUGGCAACAUUUAAAAAAUACACAAAAAUCAUAAUUAAACUUUUCAAUAGAAUCUCCAUAAACAGGGCACCCGAAAGCAAACAGACGGCAUUCGGUCGCUGCUAAUUAUAAAUUAUGUAUAAUUUUCCAGAUCCUUUGUUGCCAAAAAUAAUCUUAAUGAAAUCAUUCAAACAAAACUUCGGGCCAUCCUUAUCAGUCAGUGGUGGGUGUGCUAGGGGGCCGUUCUUCUGCCUGGCGGCAAUUAAUUUUGCUCAACAUUCAUGGACGAAAUGAGGCACGUUUCGAUAAUGAAAGCCGCAACAGACACGCCCCUCCUCGCCUCCAACCGACACGCCCCUACUAAUUGUGCCAACAACUUGAUUCCAGCUGAGCAGCUGCCACCGUCUCCUGCAGUCUCCUUUUUCAUUCAUGCUCGUAUCCGGCACCACAUAAAAGUAGAGCCAAAAAAAUAUGCAUGUGUGUAUGUGUAUGCUCGUGGCGCCCCAAAAAGUAGGCUAUCUAAUUGUUAAGGCAUCAAGAAAAUGCCACAAAUUUUGGAGUGAAGUGGCAGAAUGGAGGCCGCCCGCACCCGGCCACAUAUUUGGACAGUGGGAAAUCAAGCACUGCUCUGCUUCUACUGCAGUUUCAUAAAUUUGAAUUUCAAAUUAAACACACAGCCACACGACCAUAGAAGAAAGACUCACGACCCUUAUAUCAGAACUUUUGAGAGAAAGUUUUCGCCUUAAACAAUUCUAUAAAUUUAAGGGAAUAUUAGGGUAUUUCAGGCAUAUCUCAUAACAACCUGUUAACAGAACAACCUACUACUUAGAUGCUAUACUUACUUACGUAUUUACGUACAUUUAAAGCAGACAGUUCCUUCUGCUUCCUGCACUCAAUAUACCCCAUGUUCGGCUCGUUAACAGGGCAGUGAAAAGCAAAGUUUUCUCUCAAUUCUCAAAAGUUGGAAAGUUCCAUCCUUAUGCAAAUUGAUUUGUGUCGUGUGUUUCUGCAACAUUUUCCCCAAAAAUGUAUCAUGUGGUUUGGUUCUUUGUCUGUGAGAUUCAUUCGUAGGUAUUUAUUUGAUUAAGGCUUUAUAUGUUUGACAUUUUAGUUUACGUUGUAAACGCAAAAUCAACACAAAACUAUUAACAAGAAAUAGUCGGAUAAAUUAAUUAAAAUGUCAGCUUGGAUUUAUCUUUCUCUUUGCCAAAAGCGAUUCCGAAAUGUGCAAAACUUGACAAAAGUCCCCUCCUGCCCGGCUGCCCUUCUGUGGGAUAGACUCCGGGGACGAGGCAAGGUCUCCUAGGCGGCACUUACAGAGCCGCACAAAGCAUAUCUAUGAAUUUUUUAUGAGUCCUGCCCAGGAGUGGGGCUUGGACAACAUUCCCAUUUGAAUAUAUGUGCAUAAAAAUUAAAAUUAAAAUUCAGAGUGUGUGAUUUUUUUAUGGCAGAGCGAUUCAGAUUGCAUAUGCAACCAACCAUUUCCUUAUCCAUACACCCACACAUGUAUAUAUAAUUUCUACCCACAUAAAUAAAUAAUAAGAGUUUCGUUCCCAUAUUUGAACAGGAAACGCAAUCGAAAUCGAACGCCACAGCUAAUUAAAUGUCGAAAAAUGAACAAAAACCUUUCAUUUCCACUGACACCUUUUACAGUGGCUGCCAAUUGUAUGCGCAUGGACACCGUGGGGUGUUUGCAUUUCAUUUAAUUUCUUAUUUUGAUUUCAAUUAAGUUCCGACAUGCCGACAGUAAAAAAGUAUACCAAUAAAAUUAAUGGCAUACAUGAUGUAUAUGGACAUACAUACAAAUAUACAUAUAUAUAUAUGUAUAUAUAUAUAUAUGUUUAUGCAAACUGUGUGCGCGAUGAUAAUUUGCAGAUGAUACGAAAACUAAAUAAAUGUAUAGCAAACAAGUAAAAUUAUAUUGCCGUAAAUUAAAAAAAAACAGUGGAUAAUGGAAACGAUUUUGUUAUUAUCAGUAAAUGAAUAAAUAUAUAGUAUAUCAAUUGUGCCAAUUUCAACAUUAUGAGAGAAUGCAUUGCAUAAAAAUAAUAAUGGACAAACCAAAAACAAAAACUCUUUGCUAAUUCAAUAAAAUAUAUAUGUAUGCAGAUCUGUGUAGAGAUAUAUAUGCAGAAACUUGAUGUUGGUAGUUUUUAAGUAUUUAAGAAUUUUUGUGUGAUGAUUUUGAUUAUUCGUUCAAUUGAUUUCAAAUCAAAGUAAACCCAUUCGAAAUAUAUAUGUUGGAAA